Caenorhabditis auriculariae is the source of this 1167-nucleotide messenger RNA. The record is from the annotation of a GenBank genome assembly. NCBI's taxonomy places the organism in Eukaryota, Metazoa, Nematoda, Chromadorea, Rhabditida, Rhabditidae.
AUGGGCGAACUCGACAGGAUCGCCGUCGUAGUGCUCAGCAUUUCCCUCUUCAGCUUCCCUCUGUACGUCGCCAUCCUCGUUAUCAUCGCUCGCUAUCGAAAAUCCUUCUUCUCUGUUUUCUACGGUCUCAUCCUAAACCAGGUUGUCCAUCAUUGCUCCUUUUUGUUCGAAUGCUAUUUUCUAGGGACUGUAUGACUUGUCAUCGAUGUUCAAUUAUUUCGUUUUCUUCGCUUUCCGAGGAACUGACCCCUAUGCUGAUUUUUUCUGGAACUUCCGAACGGGGUUUAUUCCGCGUGAGUUGUUUCGGACUUUUGAUAAUAUUUCAGUUCAACUUUUCAGUUUGGUUAUACGCUUGCGUUUACUUUUUCCUUUAUCUUCGAGUUUUUGGAAUCCUGACGAUCACUUUAAACAGGUUUUUCGCAUGUGUUCUGCCCUUCUCCAAAGUGGACAGGGUAGGUUGAAAUGCAGAAUUUGCGCCUAGCAACUGCUUCAGAUGUUUCGAAAUACUUCCCGCUGGGCCUUCCUGACAGCGAACGUCAUUCUGGCCUUCUCGGUCUCUCUUCCAACUCUAGAUCACACAGCUCAGAUUGAUGACAAGGCGACGAUGAGCCCCAAACAAAACUCGCUCAACUUGGCGGUCAGACGGAGAUUCUUUUUCUUUGAUUUUUCUGUUCAUUUGCAGAGAAACACUCUAAUGGCCGCCUCUAUAAUCAUUCUCAUUGGAGCUGUGUGCUUUGUUUCCUACUGCGCCAUCAUUUACCGCAUAUCGUUUACGCAGAAGCUGCGGUAUCAUGUCCAACUGUUCUUUUCAUCGAAAGAGUUACCAGGAGACAGAAAUCGGAUAGAGCAGAAAAGAACGCGGCAGUCCAACUCGGCAUGAUCCUUGCUGCCUUUUCUCUAAUUACGGCCCACUACACUAUAAUUUUUACGUGCAGCUUGACACAGGUUUGUUUUCUCAGUGCAUUUCUGGGAAAAUAGUUAAUUUAGACGGCUUCACCUCUGCUGGAGACGUUGAGGUCAGCGUAUCCGGUCUGGAGCGCGAUUCUCUCAUACAUGCCGGCGUGGACGCUGCUCAUUAUCAAUAGGGACAUCCGCCAGAGACUUUUAGGCCUGCCAGACCACGUCACCGCCGCUACGUCGGUCGUCCAGCCGUCCGUCCGGCCCUGA